GACAGCUAACACUAACGCUAUGCGGAACUGUUAAUUAGAAAUGAAAAAGUGCUAAUAAAAAUAGAUAUAUACUUUGGGAAAUAUUUGGUAGUGUAAUUAUAAGACUUAUCUAGCAGCACUGCCUAUAAUAUAACUAUCUAGACAUAGCAGGUAAUGAGUUGCUGGAGCAAUGUAUGUAUGAGCAGUUACAUUUUCAGUGCUGAACAUCCAACGUCUGAGAACAGAGGAUGAGUUCAUUAAUGAAAAGAUGGAGCCGGUUUUAAAAGGGUUACUUUAACCAAUGAGUAUCAUUCUUGGACUAUGAUUGUCCUUUAUAGCCAUUUGAAAUGUGAAACUCAUCUGUUGGCUACUGGGAAUGAAGUAUCUUGCAAUCUCAUUUUCACAUGGUUUUCUGUUCUGCCUUAGACAAUAUUGUUGUCUUCUACCUGACUUUGUUUGUAGGCUUUGUUCCUUCCCUUUUCUGCUAGCCUUGUCUUCUUGUCAGAAGGCUCAAGCAACAGCAUGGUAAUAUAGUGAUGUUCUUGCUUCAGGCUUCUGAUUAUCAUCUAUGAAACUCAGCAGUAUUGUUAAUUGCUUUCUAUUGUUUGUGUUAACUAUCGUUUGUGAGACAGACCCGGAGUUGUAUGUCAGCAGAUUUAAGUAGUAUGGCAUAAGAAAUAAGAAAGCAUGUAUGAGUUUAACAACGUAACAAUUAGUAGUAUGCGUUGGGGUGGCUCAGGCUAUGCAGAUGCUGGUACUUUGGAUAUGCUGAUCUUGCUAUGGAAGAGCUGCACACAGUCCCUGCCAAUUAUCUACCAAGUAGCUGGAAUGAAUUUUUAAAAUCAACUCUUCCCAUUGUUUAAGCUUCUUUGUUGUCUUUCCCAUAUGAUUGGGUGUGGGUGGUUGUUUUUUUUUUUUUUUUCGUUUGAUUUUGUUUGGCUUUUUUUUGUGUGUGAGACAAUACUGCCCAAGCCCUCCUGCUAGAACCUUAUUACACUUACGUAGACACGGACUUAAGGGCAUUACUAAAAACAACCAUUCUUGGGUGACUGUCCGCUUUUUUUUAUUUCAGAUGAAGAAUAAUUUCUUAGAGGUGAAAUAGGAUUAUUAUUAUUAUUUUUUUUUAAUGCGAGUUGUUCGGGUAAUGCAAGGAAUUUGGUUUAUGCAAAAUAAUCCUGUGGUGAAAUUGCAUGGUCUAAUAUUUUGAGAAGCAAGCAUUAACCUACCAUUGCUAGGAAAUGGUAAUUAGAACCAUCUGGAUUCUUGAAGUCCUUGGCAGUCAUGUUUUGAAAGCAAUUAAUCUAAGCUGAAGAUAAUGCAAGUUCCAUUUCUAAAAUGUUCCUAAUCUUUUGGUUAAUAGUGUUUGCCAUAAUCUGUUUACAAGUACUUUCAAAAUGGUGUUUCAUCAUCCUAACUGGUGCUGUCUAAACAUUAUUCUAUAUAAAGAAUUCUGCGUCUUAAACAUUUCAUCAACAUUUUAUUUCCUGCUGAGAAUUUAUGUACUUCCGAUUCGUGAGGCCAUCAGGCUUUCUUGUAGCACUGCUGCUUUGUGAUUAUACACUUCUUUUGUGAUUGUUUUUCACGUGGAGUUUAGAGAGCAAAGAGGGCUCAGUGAUAUCAGAAGGCAAGUCACCUACAGAACUUUUUAAAACAAAAAGUCAGUGUCAGUACCUGAAAUGAUUUCAUUAUAUUGGGCUUGAAUAUGAUACUUUUCAAAAACUACAUGUUUCCCAUUCUUCUAAAUAAUGAACUGAAUGAUUUAAUGCAUAAUUUGUGCUCUUGUCCUACCUUUAUCACUGUCCUAUUGUCUCAUAAACUGCUGUACCUUCUUACAAUGUUUUCAGUAGUGUCAAAAAACAGUAGAAUUUUGCAACAUUCUUUACCUUAUCAUUUGAUUUAUCUUCGUUUUCGUACUUUUUGCAUUGAAUGACAGCUUCUAGCCGGGAUGAUAGCAGAGCCUGCUUUUCUCUCUGAGUAUACUAUCUUUGCUUUGGAUCCCACCAAGCAACCUAAGCCACAGAGUGACGGUGUGAAUUUACUUAAGCAAACAGUUCCCAGAUCAACUGAAAACAAUGGAAGUGAGCCAGCAUCCCCUCAGCCAAGUGAUGCUCAGUCAUUCACCCAGCGUCUUCAGCUCCGAGUUCCCUCCAUGGAGUCAUUGUUUCGAAGCCCAGUGAAAGAGUCCCUGUUCCGCUCUUCUUCUAAAGAGUCCCUGGUACGAACAUCCUCCAGAGAUUCGCUGAAUCGGCUGGAUGUGGAUGCAGCUGGUCCCACCUUUGACCCACCUUCUGACAUUGAAAGCGAGACCGAGGAGGUUUCAGGGAAUGCAGACAGCCUCAGCAAGGAGCAGCUGCUGCAGCGACUGCGCCGAAUGGAGCGCAGCUUGGGCAACUACAGAGGGAAAUACGCUGAGCUGGUGUCUGCUUAUCAAGUUAUCCAACGAGAGAAGAAGAAGCUACAGGGCAUUCUGAGUCAAAGUCAGGAUAAAGCACUUCGCAGAAUUGGAGAACUGAGAGAGGAGCUCCAGAUGGAUCAACAAGCUAAGAAACAUCUCCAGGAGGAAUUUGAUGCUUCCUUAGAAGAAAAAGAUCAACUUAUUAGUGUUCUGCAAACUCAGGUGUCGUUGCUGAAGCAGAGGUUACAGAAUGGUCAGAUAGGCAUUGAAUUACCUGAUCCAAAUAACCAGUCUGAAUCACAAGUUCAAAGUCAAAGAAAAGAAAUCAAUGCAGAAAAUAUUGUGGAACCAGGAAGCGAUGAGGGUAAUGAAGAUUCUGUUAAAACACUGGAAACUCUUAAUCAGAGGGUGAAGCGCCAAGAGAACUUGCUGCAGCGCUGCAAGGAGAUGAUUCGGUCACACAAGGAGCGCUGUGCCCAGCUAAGCAAUGAGAAGGAGGCACUGCAGGAGCAGCUGGAAGAGAGACUUCAGGAGCUAGAGAAAAUGAAGGACCUUCACAUGGGUGAGAAGACAAAACUGAUUACACAGCUGCGUGAUGCAAAAAAUUUGAUUGAGCAACUAGAACAGGACAAGGGCAUGGUAAUUGCAGAGACAAAGCGACAAAUGCAUGAAACAUUGGAAAUGAAGGAGGAAGAGGUAGCCCAGCUACGUGCUCGGAUCAAGCAGAUAACUACACACGGCGAGGAGUUGAAAGAGCAGAAAGAGAAAUCUGAAAGAGCUGCUUUUGAAGAGCUUGAGAAGGCUCUGAGUAUGGCCCAAAGAACAGAAGAAGCCAGGAAAAAAUUACAGGCAGAAAUGGAUGAAAAAAUCAAAGCAGUAGAAAAGGCAAGUGAGGAAGAGAGGGUAAAUCUUCAGCAAGAGUUGACCAGAGUGAAGCAAGAGGUGGUUGAGAUUAUGAAGAAGUCUUCAGAAGAUCGUGUGGCUGAGCUGGAAAAAUUACAUAAAAAAGAAAUGGCUACCAAAGAUCAGGAGCUAAAUGAGAAAUUGCAGGCCCAAGAAAGAGAGUUCCAGGAGAAGAUGAAGACAGCUCUUGAGAAAAAUCAGAGUGAGUGUUUAAAAACCCUUCAAGAGCAAGAGCAACAGGAAUCCCUAGCCUUAGAAGAACUAGAGCUGCAGAAGAAAGCAAUACAGUCAGAAUGUGACAAAAAACUUGAGGAGAUGCAUCAGGAAGUAGAGACUUUUAGAACUAGAAUUCUUGAAUUGGAGAGCUCUCUUGCAAAGUGCUCACAAGAUGACAGAAAGCGUUCAGAGGAAUUAAGCACUUUGAUGGAGUCUGAAAAAAUGCAGCAUAACAAGAAAGUGAGUGAUUUGGUUGAAAAACACAAGGAGGAAUUGGAGAAUGUGAAGCAGCAGCAGGAAAAGCUUUGGACAGAAAAACUUCAAAUUUUACAGCAGCAGCAUGUAAUUGAGAUAGAAAAAAUGAGAGAGAAGCAAGAACAAGAAAUAGAUACAAUACUGAAAGAGAAAGAAACGGUUUUCCGUACGCAUAUAGAAGAGAUGAAUGAAAAAACAUUAGAAAAACUUGACGUGAAACAAACAGAAUUAGAAGCGUUGUCAUCUGAGCUAUCUGAAGCACUAAAAGGACGUCAGGAUUUAGAACAAGAGCUCUCAGAAUUGAAAAGUAAAUUGGGUGAAGCAAAGCAAGAAUUUGAAGGAAAGUUGGAAGCAGAGAGGAAUCAACACAAAGAAGAGAUUGAAGUUAUGAUAAAAGAGCAUGAGGUGUCUAUUCAAGGAGUCGAGAAGGUACUGAAGGAGGAACUGAACCAAAUGAAGCAAUCGUUGGAGGAGAAGGAGAGACUGCUGGAGGAAAUAAAAGCACAUGAGCAAGAACUAAAGGAAUCUGCACAAAGAUCUGAAGCUGAACUUGUCCAAGUGUCUGCAAGGCUAGUGGAGGCUUCACUAUCUCAGCAGAAUACUUCUAAUGAGCAGGCAAAGCAAUACGAAGAGGAAUUAGCAAAGCUCCAGCAAAAGCUGAUGGACCUGAAAGGAGAGAAAUUGGAACUUAGUGAGCAGUUAGUAAGAACUGAAUCCCAGCUGAAUGAAGUCAAGAAGGAGUUAGAAUUGUACACCUCUCAGGUACAUGACCUGAAGCAGCAUUUGCAAGAGCAAAGCGAUGAAAAUACCCAGAAAAUAACAUCUCUAACACAACAGUAUGAAUCUCAACUGAGGGAUCUACAGGAAGAGGCUGAUAAGGCAAAGCAAAGUCUAACUGAAAGGGAAAAUGACAUCGAACAUGUGAGGAAAGUACAGAAUGAACAAAUGGAAGAGCUUAAACAGAAACUGUUAGCCGCAGAGGAGAGAAUUAGUACUUUACAAGGAGACUAUGAAAAUAAGCUAAAACGUCAGGAAAACAAAAUGGAGAAAAUGAAGCAGAAAUCGAAAGAUAUGCAGGAAGCCUUCAAAAAGAAACUCGCUGAGCAAGAAUCGAAGCUAAAGAAAGAGCUUGAAAAUAAGCAAUUGGAGUUCAGUCAGAAAGAGAGUGAAUUCAAUGCUAAAAUGUUGGAAAUGGCACAUGCCAGCUCAGCCGGAAUCAAUGAUGCUGUGACAAAACUGGAGUCUAAUCAGAAAGAGCAACUGGAGAGUCUUGCUGAGGCUCAUAAGAGGGAGUUGGAAGAAAUUAGCCAAAGUUGGGAAAAGAAACUCAGUCAGCAGGCUGAAGAGCUCCAGGAAAAACAUGAAAUGGAACUGCAAGAGAAAGAGCAGGAACUUGGAGAUCUGAAAGAGAAACUUGCCACCUGCAGUGCUGAAAAAGAGGACUCGAGGACAGAAAUAACCCGACUGAAGGAAGAGCAAGUCAAGAGGAAUGAGACCCUGAAGCAAUUGCAAGAAGAUCUAGAACAGUCCUUAGCUCAGAUGAGUGCUCUGUCAAAUAGUGAAAGUGGCCUGAAAGCACAGCUCCAAAAGCUGGAGGGUGAUCUUAGUCAGUCCCUGAAAGAGAAAUUAGGACUUCAGGAACAGAUCAGUAGGCAGAAAGCAAUUGAAGAGAAGGACAAAGCCAGAAUUACUGAGCUGGCAGAUAAGCUGAAAGCCCUGGAAGAGAAACUCCAAACUAUGCAGUCUUCUCACAAUAAGGAUCGUGAAAAUUAUGAGAAAAAAAUCGAGGCUUUUCAGCUACAAGAAACUGAGGUUAAGGAGCUUGCAGCACAAUUAGGUGCUUAUUGGAAGAGCGCUGAAGUUCUAUUGCAAACAAAAAGCAAUGAACUAAUUGAAAAAUGUAAUGAAAAAAUUGGCAUAGUAACAUGCAAAAUUGCAGAAUGUGAGCGCCAAACUAUAAGAGUUAAAGAAGCGGUAAUUGUUAAAAUGAAUAAGUCAGUGCAGCAGCUGCAAGAGAAGGACAAUGUAAUACAGUCCAUGAGGGCUGAUAUUGAAGGUCUUGUAACAGAAAAGGAACAAUUGCAGAAAGAAGGAGGGCAUCAGAAGCAAGCAGCAACAGAAAAAGAAACUUGCAUAACACAGCUCAGGAAGGAGUUAUCAGAAAAUAUCAAUGCUGUCACCUCAAUGAGAGAGGAACUCCGGGAAAAGGAAUCAGAGAUCUCAACUCUCAACAAAACAAUAAAUGAGCUUAACGUUAGACUUGAAAGCAUGGUAAGCUUAACAGAGAAGGAGGCAGCCAUCUCUCUAUUAAGCACUCAACAUCAAGAGGAGCGGUUGCAGUUGUUAAACCAGGUACAGGAGUUGUCAUCCAGUGUUGAGCUACUGAGACAAGAAAAAGCAUCGGCUCUUGAGCAGGUGGAUCAUUGUACAGCCAAGCUGUCAGAGUGGAAGACAAAAGCACAAACGAGGUUUACACAAAAUCAUGAAACUAUUAAAGAUUUGCAGAGCAAACUUGAGGUAAGCAAUACCCAAGCCACUAAAAAAGAUGAAGAGCUAAAUAAGCUGAAGGAGGAGCUGGCUCAGCGAGGCAAGGAUCUGGAUAGUUUAAAAAGUGCCCUGGAACAAAAGGAAAACAGGAUAGAAAAACAAGAAAGUGAGUUAACUGCAGAAUUAAAAAUCCAAGCAGCAAGAGUUGCUGAAUUGGAAGAACACAUUGCUCAGAAAACUUCAGAAAAUGAUUCCUUGAUGGAAGAACUUAGGAGGUAUAAUGAACAAAAAGACGCAGAGCAAAAAGAGGUAGCUUGGCAACUCCAGCAGGCAGAGAAGGUUGCUUUUGAAAAAGACAAUAGAUUUAAGGAGGCUGAAGAAAAAGUGCUCAAUCUUGAAAAGGAAGUAGGUUCUCUGAAAGCUGAACGUGAAGCAAAAGAGAGAGAAUUUGAUCAAAUGAAAUCAGCAAUACUUAAAAGCAAAGAGGAAGAACUAAAAGAGUUAGAAGAGAGACUGAAUGCAGAGAACAGCAUGAAGUUGGCAGAUCUGAAAAAGAAGGCAGAGCAAAAAAUUGGUUCUAUUAAAAAGCAAUUGUUGUCUCAAAUGGAAGAAAAGGAACAGCAAUUAAAACAAGAUAGAGAAAAUCAGGUAAGACAUUUGGAACAAAAAGUGCAGGAAAGAGAGGCCAAAAUUGAAUCCCUGGAAGAAAAGAUGAAGUCAACAAAAGAUUCCAUGGAAUUAGAGAGAGAAAUGCUGCAAAAAAUAGAGAGUGCUAAGGCUGCUAUAGAGCAAGAAAAAAAUGAAAUACUUAAGAGUGUCCAACAGACACACGAAGAGAAAACGAACGAGUUACAGAAGGACUUGAUAGAGAAAAACAAGUUGUUGCAGAAGUAUGAAAGCGAACAACGUGAAAGUAUAGACUCUCUUCUAGAACUGCAAAAGAAACAGGAAGAGCUCCUUAAAAAAUUGGAAUGUGCCGAGAAGAGACAGAGAGAGGAGCAGAGUGUGACUGAAAGGCUCAGGGAAGAGCUUGAAGAGCAGGCUAAAAAAUACUCCUUGCUAGUGGAUGAGCAUGCUCGGUGUGGUGGUGAUUUAGCAAGUAGUAGGGAAGAACUGAAAGCUAAAGAACAAAAAAAUCUGGAUAUGGAGAAUAUAAUUGGAGAUUUCCAGAAAAAAAUGCAGGAAAAAGAUGCAGUCAGUCACUCUUUAGAGCAGAAGGUGAGAGAAUUGGAAGAUAAUCUAGCUAAGGUAAAUGAAGCGCACAAGAUAGAGAUGGAAGAUAGAUGUUUGAAAUAUGAAGAAAACCUAAAAAGUUUACAGCAGCAGCUGGAAGAAAGAAAUGACCGCUUGAAAGCUUGUGAAGCAAAUGCUGAAGAAAAGACUAAAUCUGCUUUGGAGCUGCAGAAGUUACUGGGUGACAUGCAGAACCAGCUGAAGGACUUGCAAGCUAAACUGGAGGAGUCUGACAGGGAGAAACAGAAACUACGUAAGGAUGUAAACAGUCUUCAGAAAGACCUGCGUACUCUGCGAAAAGAACAUCAGCAGGAGCUUGACAUAGUUAAGAAGGAGUCCUUAGAAGAAAUGGAGCAGAAAAUCAGAUGUGAACAAGAAGACAUUGAAUUAAAGCACAACUCUACAUUAAAGCAGCUAAUGAGAGAGUUCAAUACUCAGCUUGCACAAAAAGAAAUGGAAUUGGAAACAGCUGUAAAAGAGACCAUCAGUAAAGCCCAAGAGGUAGAAUCCGAAUUGAUAGAAAACCAUCAGAUAGAGACAACUCAGUUGCAUAAAACAAUUGCAGAAAAAGACGAUGAUCUGAAAAGAACUGUGAAAAAAUACGAAGAGAUCCUUGAGGCUCGUGAAGAAGAAAUGACAACAAAAGUUCGUGAGUUGCAGACACAGUUAGAGGAGUUGCAAAAGGAGUCCAAGCAAAGGAUGGCAGAAAAGGACCAUCGAAACAGUGAAAAUGUAACAAUAGCAGAACUUCAGGCGCAGCUUGCACAGAAGACAACACUUGUCAAUGAUUCAAAGCUGAAAGAGCAGGAGUUCAAGGAGCAGAUUCAUGUACUGGAAGACAGACUGAGAAAUUAUGAAAAGAAAAUGUAUGUCACAUCAGUUGGAACACCACACAGAGAUGGAAAUCUUCAUCAUACUGACGUCUCUCUCUUUGGAGAGCCUACUGAGUUUGAAUACUUGAGGAAAGUGCUCUUUGAAUAUAUGAUGGGUCGUGAGACAAAGACGAUGGCCAAGGUUAUAACAACAGUGCUGAAGUUCCCAGCUGAUCAGACUCAGAAGAUACUAGAGCGAGAAGAUGCACGACCAUUGUUUGCCUCACCUCGCAGUGGUAUCUUCUGAAUAUUCCAUCAGUCUGUGCUUAGUUAGCAUGUGGUCAUGGCUACGACCGUCCUGAAGAGAUCACAGUGAGAAUGUCUCAUAACAGUGCUGCUUAGAAAUACGUUCAUAUCUCUGUUUGUUGCCCCUUGAGAGGGGGCGAGAAGAAAAGCUAUUAUUCAAGGUCACAAAUGGAACAGCAAGAACCAAAGCUCAGCACCACCUUUGGACCAUGAAUAUAGUUAAAACUGCCUUGACAAGAGACGCUAAUCAGGGGUUAUCUGGGGAUGAGUCUUUUUUCUCUUCUAUUGAACACUCUCUUCUAUUUUGUGUUAAAGGUUAUUUUUUUAAAGGAGAGAAAAGACUAGCAUAGGAAGGAAUUGCCCAUUACUGUAUCUCUAUACAGGUUUCACUGGGUGUUUUUUAAGAGUUGAACUAAAUGGUUUGUCUCUUCUAUUUAUUUUUUUAUUUUUGAAUGAAUUGUGCAAUACAUUUUUGGAUGGAUAGCAGUUGAGGUGAUUUUUCCGGAUGAACUGGGCACUCUUGUUUGACUACUCCUCUACCAAUUUGAUCUUCUGAUUGUUUGCUAAAGGUCACUUCCUCUAUGCUUUUGCCUACAAUAAAUCCGAAUUGCAGUACCUCAUUUGUUUACUUCUAGCUUUUGUACUUAUAUUUUCUGGAAAAAAAAAAAAAAAAGUACAUUACUGUAAAUUGUAAAUAGUUAAUACAUAACUGUAUCAUAAUGCUGAUCUGUGAUUGUUGACAGCACUAAUCUGACAGGGGCUGAGAUGAAAUAAAGUUUAUUUACUAUAUAAUUUUGGAACUUCUUGUUGCUUGCUGCUUCUUUUGAAAGGCUCCACC
Phasianus colchicus (ring-necked pheasant) is the source of this 9424-nucleotide messenger RNA. NCBI's taxonomy places the organism in Eukaryota, Metazoa, Chordata, Aves, Galliformes, Phasianidae. The record is from RefSeq and is a predicted model, not a curated record.